Messenger RNA from Camelus dromedarius (Arabian camel), 4686 nucleotides. It is a transcript of the gene TIPIN, whose product is annotated as TIMELESS interacting protein. Gene Ontology annotation, biological process: replication fork processing; DNA replication checkpoint signaling; replication fork arrest. The record is from RefSeq and is a predicted model, not a curated record. NCBI's taxonomy places the organism in Eukaryota, Metazoa, Chordata, Mammalia, Artiodactyla, Camelidae. Gene Ontology annotation, cellular component: nucleus; replication fork protection complex. Bases 185 to 1054 code for a protein of 289 amino acids. The transcript has 8 exons. Gene Ontology annotation, molecular function: DNA binding.
UGCCAAGGGUGGAGAUAAAAAAUUAGUGAGUCAUCUACGAAUGAUAAUUAAAGCUGUGUGCAUAAAUGAGUGAAGAGGGCCUAGGAUGAAGUCUUGGAUACUUACUGACCAGGUUAGAGGAAGAUUAAUCUGCAGAGAAGAUCCAGGAGGAGUGUAGAGAAAGGGAGGAAAGCCAGAAGAAAAGAUGGUAGAACCACAGGAGAGUGACUUGAUUGACCUACCAGAUUAUGAGCGUAUAGAAGAUGAGACUUUUCCUCCUUUCCCACCUCCAGCCUCUCUGGAGAGAGAAGGUGGUGAUGGUGCUGAACCGGAUGAAGAGUCGGGGAGAGGAGCACCUGUGCCUGUACCGCCAAAGAGAACAGUUAAAAGGAACGUACCCAAGCUGGACGCUCAGAGAUUAAUUUCAGAGAGAGGGCUUCCAGCAUUAAGGCAUGUGUUUGAUAAGACAAAAUUUAAAGGUAAAGGUCAUGAGGCUGAAGACUUAAAGACGCUAAUCAGACACAUGGAGCACUGGGCACAUAGGCUGUUCCCUAAGCUGCAAUUUGAAGAUUUUAUUGACAGAGUUGAAUACCUGGGAAAUAAAAAGGAAGUCCAGACCUGUUUAAAACGAAUUCGACUUGAUCUCCCUGUUUUGCAUGAAGAUUUUAUUAGCAAUAAUGAUGAAGUAGGGGAAAAUAAUGACCAUGAUGUAUCUGCUACCGAAUUAGAUCCCUUUCUGACAAACUCAUCUGAAAGUGCAAAGUUUGCUUCUGAGUCAAGUAGGAGCCUAACAGAAGAACAACAAGAGAGAAUUGAGAGAAAUAAACAACUGGCCUUGGAAAGAAGGCAGGCAAAGCUCCUGAGUAAUAGUCAGUCCCUAGGAAACGACUUGUUAAUGAACACACCCAGCGCACAGACAGCAGAAGGGGGUAACCCAGGUGAGGAUCAAGAGGAGGAAGAAUCAGAUGGAUUUAACAGAGACCUAGACAGUCCACAUGUCGAUGCUGCUGCUGAUCCUGUAAAUGAAGAGGAGGAAUUAAAAAUAGAAAAAACACAACUGGACCAAUCCUGUUAAAAUACAGUGGUACUAUGUACAAUAGUCAACUUCAUGCUUCAUCUAGAAACCUUACGGAGGUUGGAUAGGCCCCCAAAUUUAUUAACUUGCUAUCUUCCAAAUUUGAGAUGACUGUAUUUUGUCAACUUUGGGUGAAAAUCCUUAUGUAGUGAAACUUUUACAGAUUUCCUGUUUCAAAUUUCGUAUUAUUUAUAUUUAUACUUACUAACUUUUGUUCUAUUUAUUCUCAGUGUUUAUUUUUAUAUAGAUAUGACUUUGUAAAAAUGAUUAGUAGUAAAUAUGUAGCUUCUGCUGCCAGUGUGCCAUUGAAUGCCCUGUUUUCUAAAUUGGGUGGUGUUUUUAGAUGUAAAUAUAAAAUAAAUAAUGUCCAUUAAAAAAAUAAAAAUUUCACAGACUACCCUUAGAAGCUUUAUAAAAAUUUCUCAUUGCUAUUUAGUUCUGCACUUAAUAUUUUGGUAAAAUGUUUACAGUUGUUAAGUGUUUACAUGUAUUUCGAGGAGUUACUUUAAUACUUAAAGGGUCACAUGAAAAGCUGAUAUAUACCUGGCCCGCAUAGGUGCUAGAGAAGUUCAAAUGUUCCUUGGUACCUUACUGACUACUUAGUUGCAGAGAAACUUGCAAAGUGUCAUGGGGAACAGGAGCACCUAGGGAGGGCUCCCGGGAGACCUUGCAUUGGUAGAGAUGUCAGGGAUUGGUGAAGAACAUGUAUAUUAAUGAUGCAGAAGUGGACAUCUAGGGAAUAAGAAAGAUUUGGGAAUGGUGAAUAUGAGGCUGAAGUGUUGGGGCCACAUGGUGAGAAGACCUAAUCGGAGUUUUUCCUGCCUGAGUUUAUCAACUUGGUGGACAGGUAAUUACAGAUAGGAAGUACUAUGUUGGGAAUCAAGUUUAAAGGUUUGUCUAAUUUUUGGCAGGAGAUUCCCACGAGGGAGAGGGAAAGGCAAAGCUAGUUUUUACAAACUAAGUCAUGGGAAAGUUGCUUUUUGUGGGAAAGACUGGCAGAGAGAUGGUCCAGCAAGGGCAAGGCCAAGGCACCUCUUCAUCUGAGGAAUACUCAGCAAAGUGAGAGGGUAGAAAGGGAGGUUUGAGAGAACAGACCUUACCCUGUGCACCCCACCCCUCCCUGUGCCCUGUCCCCAUCUGGCUCUAGGGACGGGACAGCAGGGGAGAGUUGAGUCAAGUACAAAAUAGGGAGUUUGAAAGUGGACAGGUGGGCAGGACUCAGUCUUCUUAUCUGAAAGUGACUGAGAAGCUAAUCUUGACAGAUGUCAGAGGGGCCUAUGGCCCAAAUGGCCCAGUGUAGCAAUUACUGGAAAAAAUUAAAACUUACUUUGAAAGAACUGAUUGGAGAUAAACUAACCAAAAGUUCUGGGUUUAUUAAUGAGACUGGCAACCUGAUUUGCAGAGCCAUGACUCACUAUGCAUUUGUCUCUGAAAAAUCACGUUCCCUAGUGACCUCAUUGUACUUUAUUUAAUGCAACUUUAAUGAUAAGAAAACAUGCUACACAUAUGUGACAUAUCUACGCAAUCCCAACUGACUAGCGUGUCGAGUGACAGAAAAUUAGACGUUCGUGUUGAAAAGAAGGUAAGACAUUCACAUAGGACAAAGCUUUUUAAUGAAGUAAGAAGAGUACUUCAUAUUCUGUAACUGUUGGAAACGUCCAGGAGAGCCAGGUCUCUUAUCUCCUCUAGGAGUGUGUACAGGCUUCUUCCCUUGGUUUGGCAGUAUUUUUGACGGUCUUCCUCGAUGACGUCCACUGUGACUUCCUGAGCAAGCUGAGCUUCCUCCACAGAUCUCGUUACUUCUUUCACUAAGUCACUCUUCAGCAAGAGGGAACCCUGCUGGCAAAGCCCUGCAUCUGGCACCACGUAUGGUUCGUUGCGUAUUAUUUCAAGCCUGAUUGUAUCCGAAUGGCAACGUGAGGCCUGCACAGAUACCCUCACCUGUCAGAGACGAGAAAGUGCAUGUCACUCAACCGCAUUCUCUGCUCUUACACUGACAGCAACACUUAAUGUAAGUGCAGCCUUACUGUUACGUGGUCGAACAGACAGAACCUAACAGACUCCCCUCCUGUGGUGGUAGAGGUGAUUUUGUCUUGAAAUCGUUGAAGGGAUCCUGGUUUCCAUUCACAGUGGCUGUCUGGGCCGCAUGAGAUUACCAAACCAUCUUUAUUUUUCAGAUAAGCAGCACCUUUAAUCCCAAACCUGAAUCAUUGCCAGAAUAAAAAUCCAGAGAUAAUACAUUCUUAGUAUGCAGAUCUUGUCUACUUACCUAGAAUGCUGAUUUUUCUUCUAGAUUAAAACCAACUUUUCCUCGGAUUUAUAUCCAAAUAUGUAUUUCAUUGAGCAGAUGGAAACAAAAUGUUUUGCUAAGUAAGAAAGUAAAAUUCUAUCCUAAGACUGAUAACAGAUGUACUAGGUUCUAAUCUCCUUUUAUGCUUACAUAAUGAAUUAUAUAUUACAUUAUACACAUAUGGUAACUAUAAAAUAGUUGCUAAAAUAAAUGUUUUAAUACAUUUUAUGUAAUGUACCAUUUAUAUACUGUGUCUAGACUUUUAGGUUAACUAGGAUUUCUCAACAGCUAUUCUGCUAGAAAUGACAUACCUUGGUAUAAAUACAAGUACACCGUUUGUCCUGAUUGAGUAAAUAACCCCAUCAGAUAUGCAGCGCUCCUCAGUUUCCGGGUCUUUGUCUUUAAAAUACAUACACUGGAAGAGCUCAGUAGACUGCUUCUGCGAACGCUGCGCCGCCUGUAAGAAGCACAGCCCCAGAGCACGAUGACAGGUUUCCCUGACACUCCCAGCAGAAACGUGGGAUUCGUCCUCCCCUAGAAACAAUGUCAUUUUUAAAAGGCUCGGUUCUAGAAUACUAUUAAUACAGAUUUUCUUCUCUAUUAUGAAUGAAAUCAGUUUUGUGGGGCCCUUUAUCACUCCCUCAAAAAUGUCUUAGAAAAUUAAUUAUUUAAGAAAACAACCCAUUUGUUAUUUAAAAAUUUUAUAGUUCAUUCAGGAAGAGGGAAGUAUCCAGGUCUAUGUCUUCCCUUUAUUUGCAAGUCUGUCCUACUCAGAUUCUUCAUUUGUGCACCCGCUUCGAUCCAGCAUUUCACUGUUACCAGGAAUUUCUCCAGGCAAAAUGUGAGAGGUCUGCAGAAGUGCACACAAGAGUGGCUGUGAACUAGAUUGCCUGGAACCGUGCUGCCCAGCAGAACUUUCUGCAGUGAUGGAAAUGUUCCAUAUCUGCGUUGCCCCAUAGGUAGCCACUAGCCACGCAUGUCUGCUGGGCAUGUGAAAUGCGGUGAGUGCGACUGAGGAACUGAAUUUUUAAUUUUUAAAAAUUUUAAUUUAAACCAACAUGACUAGAGGCUAUAAUACUGCACAAUAUGAAACUAGAACACUGGAUACAGAAAAUUAUGUAACAUUUAAGUAGUUUCCAAUCUUAUGUAUCACCAAAUGGUCUAGUUUAAGCUGUGCCACAUGUAUAGCCACCAGCAACAGUAUAAAAUAGAAUACAAAGCAGCUUCUAAAUGAUGUAAUGAUACUGACAUGGUAUGCUAUCAAUGUGUUAAGUGAAAAAAGGCAGCUUUCAAAAAGCAGGUGUGAUCUGAUAUUUUUAUAAAUAAAAAGCAUUGUCUUGAA